AUGGCCUUACGAGUGCUUCCGUCUACUGCCCCCUCGCGGGUGUUUUCCCGUGUCUUCUCGUCCUGGGAAUCUCCGUCGUCCGCCGUAGGCCGAUGGUCUCGCUUUUUCCAGAACUCCGCCAUGCUCUCUCCAAACCUCUUGAGGCCGGCCGCUUUGUCGUUAAACAUCCCGGGCUUGUUGUCUGAUAUUUGGGACUCUGUCCUCCGCGCCGUUCCCAAGAAGAAGACCUCUCACAUGAAGAAGCGCCAUAGGCAGAUGGCUGGCAAGGCCUUAAAGGACGUGAAGAAUCUCAGUACAUGCUCUGGAUGUGGUCAAGUGAAGCGCGCACACGUUCUUUGCCCGCACUGUGUUUCGGCGCACCCUACCGAUAUCUUCUCCUUGGCUGUAACUGACAAGCAUAUCCUGUCUGCCUCGGGUACCUCUUCGCUGAAGGUCCAUUCAACGAUAGAUCCAGACUUUCCGUUGGUCCAGUCAAUUGAUGGAGCGCAUAAAGUUGGCUGCCACCAUGUUGUCACCGAUGGAAAUGGAUCGAGAGCAGUCAGCGUUGGCUUCGGUGGGGAAAUUGUGAUUUGGUCUUGUAACGACGGAACCUGGUCCAUGGAUGGUACAACCUCAGCCGAAAUAACGGGCUCUACAGAGGUUUGGGCAGUGGCAUUGUCAGAAGAUGGACAGUACCUCGCAGGUGUCAGCCAAGAUGGACACAUCAAGGUGUGGGAUUUGAGGGCCAAUCGUCAACAGAUACGCGACCAUGAAACUAAAGGUAGCUUCGGUACCUGUCUGGACCUGUCUGCGGAUGGCCGCUUCAUCGCCAGUGGACACGAGAACGGCAGUGUCUAUAUUUUUAGCACAGAAACUGGCCGUAUGCCGUUUUCUUUAUCAGGCCUAGUGAAGCCGGUACGAACGGUGGCCUUUUCUCCUGGAGGGAAAUUCCUCGCUGCUGCUGGAGACUCCAAAGUUAUUGUGCUUUAUGACACUUCAUCUGGUGAGCAGGUCGCCAGUCUCUCGGGACACUCGGCCUGGAUAUUGUCACUUUCUUGGAGUGAUUCAGGAGAGUACCUUCUGAGUGGAUCAUUUGAUGGCAAAGUCAAAGUCUGGUCUAUCGAUACUAGAUCUUGUGUUGCAACCCAUUCCGAGACCGAGAAAGCCGUCUGGAGUGUCAGAUGGCUCCCUAAAGCCGGAAAGACACAGGGAUUUGCGACGGCUGGGGCAAAUAGAAGCAUAUCAUUUUACCGAGAGGCCACUGGUGGUUGA
This is a messenger RNA of Aspergillus wentii DTO 134E9, 1251 nucleotides long. Its product is annotated as SKI complex subunit WD repeat protein SKI8. The transcript has 6 exons. Gene Ontology annotation, molecular function: structural constituent of ribosome; protein binding. The record is from RefSeq and is a predicted model, not a curated record. The coding region runs from base 1 to 1251 and encodes 416 amino acids. Gene Ontology annotation, cellular component: Cdc73/Paf1 complex; large ribosomal subunit. Lineage: Eukaryota; Fungi; Ascomycota; Eurotiomycetes; Eurotiales; Aspergillaceae. Gene Ontology annotation, biological process: translation.